CAGUUCAUAGCGCUAUGUGAUCGUAUAAUGUUCCUCAUGCUGGAUAAGGAAACUUGUCACAAUCGACGUAUUAAACGUACUUAUGAUCCUCCAGACAUGCCUGGCUACUUUGAGAAAGUCGUAUGGCCAGCGUAUCGGCAACAUUUAUCGAAUGCUCUGUAUUCCGCCAGAAGGAAUUGCCGGAUCUCAUUUCUAGAUGCCAGCACUACAUCGGAGCGCCCUGAUUUGAAAUUUAUGAAUUCGUUGAUCCAGUCUUUCCUUGACGAUGCUGUGCACUUUUGCUACGAUGCUUCGGAACUUGAAGAGUCUGUGCGACUUUUCACAAGCGGGUCUUGCGAAAGUCCCUCAGUGUUCGUUAGAACUACUCCGGACACAUUGGAUGGCAGGAGUGUUUUACAGAUAGAGUACGACAUUGAUGACGAAUUCGCAUAUAAGGAAUUGCAAAAGCUUUGCCGAGGAAUACGGGAUGCGUACCCCGGCGUGAAACGAGUAGGAAUUUUUCACAGGAUUGGUGAUGUAUCAGCGGGCGAAAAGUUGUUUCGAGUUGCUAUCUCUUCUUCGCAGCAAAGUGAAGCUUCGAAGGCCGCCGAAAUGGUUGUCAAUGAAUUUGAUAGAUUGUCAUUAAUUCGUGAAAAG
Messenger RNA from Haemonchus placei, 636 nucleotides. The record is from the annotation of a GenBank genome assembly. Lineage: Eukaryota; Metazoa; Nematoda; Chromadorea; Rhabditida; Trichostrongylidae.